AUGGGGGUGGGCGAUUACGUCCACUCCAGGGAAGCUGGGCAGCCUCGUGCACCGGGCAACCUACCUCCGUCUCAGCGCCAACUACGGGCUGAGCAAGCCAAAGUGGAGGUGCCCAACAACUACUUCAACGAACCCGUUGCAAAUGGUCGUGGCAUGCCACGAAUGUUUCAAGCUUCUCCCGUGCCCUCAGACCAAUCUCGUGAUCUUCCUGAAAACAUACCAACCCCUGCAAAUAGAGGGGGUGGCCGACGGGACACGUUUGAUACUGAUGUCGAGGCAAUUGAUGAUUCUACCAUUGCUGGGACCAGCGUGUUCAGUUUUGAUGACCGUCAAUCCCAGCCACCGUCAACCGUCAAUGCCGGUGGCGAGACCACAUCGCCUAGGCCUUCCUACCUGCCCCGGCCCACACGCCGUUCUGGGAGGUCAUCCUUCUACGGCGGCCUUGGAGAGAAGGCAUUGAAAAAGGCCGGAUUUGAUACCUCUGAUGAUGGUGAGGACACAGCGAGUCAACUGACUUCGUCUACCGGGGGAGAUGACGAGAUGACAGACGUGACUCAAGAGCCAACCAAGCCAGCAGCGCCCGAAGAACCGAUGACCUCUAAUGAACCCAGAGAAUCAAGCGGCUGGUACUUACCCCAUAAGAAUCGAUCCGGGGAAGAGCCUCUGAGCAAGCGCUUGGAGACUUUCUGGUCAGCGAGCAAAAGGGCAUCGCAGUCCAUUGAUCAAGCUCACGCAGAAGCUCGUCCAUCGGCUACUAUGGAUACCGUUCCUGAUGCUCAACCACGCAAAUUGGGCCACAUGCUUCCACCCCCUGGGGCCAGAAAGAUCACUCUCCCACACAGCAUAUCAGGGACCCCGCGAACACGCUUCAGUCCCCCCAAACCAUCUCUCCUCGAGCAACUCGAGAUAUCACCAACUCGACGUAGCUCCGAACGACAUGGUUCCGAGCCACCGCUUCAAGGUGGACGGAUGCUCGGCAUGACAUUUCAUUCAGCAGAGCACACCGACGACGAGAGUCACCACGAAAAUGGAAUUGACGAGACAAUUCGUAUAAGCAGCAGACGGCACAGCGGACACUCCGCCCAUCCUUUUGACAUAACCAAUAUGUCCGAUCUGGACCACGAGUAUGACGAAAUAACCCACGACCCAUUCCUCACCCACCAGUCCUCUACCAGACGUGGUCGUCGAAACACCGUCAUCAAGACAAAGAAACAUCAACUGGAAGCGGACUACCCACCACAAAUGCUCUACCAAAAAUCAUUCACCGACCUCCAGGCUGAACCCUUCGACAAAGCACCUACACCUAUACCCUCCCCUCCAGCAAAGUCGCCUUCCCUGCCCCCAAACACAGGUCCUAUAUCGAAUAAUCAUUCACCAGAUGAUACGGUAUUCCAACUCCUCAAACUCCCAGACCAGGAUCGACAGGCGUACCUCUCUCGCAUGUCCGUCGAGGAAUGGGAAGACUGUGGCGAUCAGCUGAUCGACCGGUUCAGCCAUCUUCUUACGGAGAUGAAAAAGCUGCGUCGUGCGCGUCGUCGUACAGCAGCAGUCUUUGAAGCCGAAGUCAAACGCCGUCAUGAACUUGUUGAGGCGCAGGACUCGGAACUGUCGACCAAGCUGAAUGAGAUGAGGACUGGAGGUGCUGAGGUCUUGAGGGGUCGAAACACCUGA
Penicillium daleae is the source of this 1671-nucleotide messenger RNA. RefSeq lists its product as uncharacterized. Bases 1 to 1671 code for a protein of 556 amino acids. Gene Ontology annotation, biological process: nucleolar large rRNA transcription by RNA polymerase I. The transcript has a single exon. The record is from RefSeq and is a predicted model, not a curated record. Gene Ontology annotation, molecular function: TBP-class protein binding; RNA polymerase I core promoter sequence-specific DNA binding. Gene Ontology annotation, cellular component: RNA polymerase I core factor complex. NCBI's taxonomy places the organism in Eukaryota, Fungi, Ascomycota, Eurotiomycetes, Eurotiales, Aspergillaceae.